Messenger RNA from Linum tenue, 1599 nucleotides. The record is from the annotation of a GenBank genome assembly. NCBI's taxonomy places the organism in Eukaryota, Viridiplantae, Streptophyta, Magnoliopsida, Malpighiales, Linaceae.
GUUGCCAGUUCUGCAACUUGUUGAGUUUACUUGCAUCACGAGAAAAUGUCAUGGUUAGCGAGGUCUAUCGCCAACACUCUGCAGCUCGACGACGACGAUGCCGACGGGAAUGAAGACCAGCAUAACCGGAAAGCCGGCGAAUCGGCAAAGGACUCGGAAUCUUCUCCAACAGCUGAGUCCGAUCAACAUUCGCCGUCGUCGACGAUCAGUUCCACGACUCCCCGCGGCGUCAAGGAAGACAUCUCCGAGCUAACCAAGACCCUAAGUCGCCAGUUCUGGGGCGUCGCUUCGUUCCUCGCUCCCCCACCCGAAUCUCCUACUCCUCCAACUCCUCCUCCCGCUCGCGACCAGAUCUCCGAUGAAUCCAUCGAGGAAGCCGAGAAUCGGCAGCUUUUGGAUCCGGAAGAGACUAACGAAGCUCUGAUUGAGGGAAUACGGAGUGACUUCGCCGAAAUAGGUGGGAGGUUCAAGUCCGGGAUCUCAAAGCUAUCGACUAAUAAGGCUGUCUCAGAGAUCACAAAGAUAGCCUCGAAUUUCCUGCAAUUCGCUGCGGAGGGAGACGUGAACGAUGAGGAUUUGAUUGGGAGCGCCAUCGGUGUAACCGAGGAUGCUGUGGCUUUUGCUAGGGAUGUCUCUAUGCAUCCAGAGACUUGGCUUGACUUUCCCAUCCCGGAAGAUGAUGAUUUUGAGGAUUUUGACAUGUCAGAACCCCAACAGGAGCAUGCCCUAACUGUUGAGCGCCUUGCCCCAAGGUUAGCUGCUCUCAGGAUUGAACUCUGUCCGGGUUAUAUGAGUGAGGGCUGCUUUUGGAAGAUUUACUUUGUCCUUCUGCACCCUAGACUGAGUAAAGAAGAUGCUCUACUGCUGUCUACUCCACAGAUAAUGGAAGCUAGGGCAAUGUUAUCCCAUGAACUACAGAAGAGAGCAAAGGCAAAGCCCAGUUCAAGUUUCUCUGAACGUAGUGCUUCAGUCAUAUCAAAAGAAGAUGGUGGCAAUUCAUCCCAGGAAGUGUCUCUUUCAGUGCCCUCUCAACUCGAGUUUGGUUCAAGGAACGCUCCAGUUACAGAAGUGCCUUACAGUGAUGUGGGUGGUGAAGCAGAAAAAGAGAAGCACCCAGUUCAAAGUAUUGAGAUCGAAAUAGUCGACAAAGCUGUUGUUGUUGAGGAAGAAACUGUUCUCCCCCAGAACAAUAAGCAACAGCCCAACCCAUCUACUUCUAGUCCAUCUCCUACUGCUGUGAAUGAUAAGUAUGAGGACGAUGGUGAUGACUGGUUGAAAGAUGAAAGUUCUGAAAUGGUUGCUGGUGGUGCCAGUGGGACCGUAAAACAUAUUGAAGAUGACGAGGAUGUGUCAUUUAGUGAUCUUGAAGAUGACGACGAAGGGGAAGUGCCUGUAACAUACAAAAAAGUAACCACCUCAGAUGGUUCAGCCAAAGAUUCACGGGACUGGGUUGAGCUGAUCAGUGGUUCAAGUGAUUCGGUGAAGGAUAUUAGCCCUGUGGAUGCAAAAAGUGGUGGCCCCGGACAGGCAAGUUCUCGACCCUCCGAGAACAGGGAAGCUAAUGAUUGGCUUGAUGUGGAGGACAUUGACGUGAUUUGA